Messenger RNA from Tachysurus fulvidraco (yellow catfish), 1683 nucleotides. RefSeq names its product acyl-CoA dehydrogenase short/branched chain (gene acadsb). Gene Ontology annotation, molecular function: acyl-CoA dehydrogenase activity; flavin adenine dinucleotide binding. The transcript is spliced from 12 exons. Gene Ontology annotation, cellular component: mitochondrion. Bases 185 to 1447 code for a protein of 420 amino acids. NCBI's taxonomy places the organism in Eukaryota, Metazoa, Chordata, Actinopteri, Siluriformes, Bagridae. The record is from RefSeq and is a predicted model, not a curated record.
UUUUCUAUCAACGGAUCAGUCGAAUUAUUAAAUAAUGAUGCAAGUUUUUGUGAAUUAUGAAGUUAACAAAUAACAUUCGUAACACGUGUAUUUAAAAAUAGAUCAGAACAGCAUACGUGACGUUGUCGCGCACACACAUUUUAGACGCCGGACCAGAAGAACCCGUAUGUAAACAAGUGUGAAAAUGGCGGCGCCCUUGUUUAGGUUCUGCGGGAAGGCGAGCAGGCAGCUGACACAGCCGUGGGCUUCCUGCCGGCCUUUUGUCCGGCGCUUUUCCGCUCCAGCAGCCGGAUUUCCUCCUUUACAGACGUACACAGAGGAGGAGGCCAUGAUGAAGGAGACGGUGAAAAAGUUUGCUAAUGAACGCAUCGCUCCGUUUGUGUCCAAGAUGGAUGAAGACUCUGCGAUGGAGCCUGAAGUGAUCAGAUCUCUGUUUGAGCAGGGGUUGAUGGGGCUCGAGAUAAGCACAGCCUAUGGUGGUACAGGAUCCUCCUUCUUCUCUUCCAUCCUGGUGAUUGAGGAGCUAGCGAAGGUGGACCCGUCCAUAUCGGUGCUGUGUGACAUCCAGAACACGCUGAUCAACACACUGAUGAUCAAAUUGGGCACCGAGGAGCAGAAAGAAAAAUAUCUUCCUCGCCUCGCCACCGACACGGUCGGGAGUUUCUGUUUAUCUGAGGCCGGCUCGGGGAGCGAUGCUUUCUCUCUGAAGACCAGAGCAGAGAAACGUGGAGAUCAAUUCGUCAUCAACGGAUCAAAGAUGUGGAUCAGCAGUGCAGAGUACGCUGGAGUGUUCCUGGUCAUGGCUAAUGCUGAUCCCUCAGCUGGUUACAGAGGGAUCACCUGCUUCAUUGUGGAUCGCGACACUGAGGGGCUUCACAUCGGCAAGAAGGAGAACAAACUGGGGCUGAGAGCCUCAUCUACCUGUGCACUCACCUUCGAUAACGUCACGGUACCAGAGCAGAACAUCCUGGGUGAAGUGGGACAGGGAUAUAAAUACGCUAUCGGGAUGCUGAACGAAGGCCGGAUCGGCAUCGCAGCACAGAUGCUGGGUUUGGCUCAGGGAUGUUUUGAUCACACCGUUCCAUACACAAAGCAGAGGGUCCAGUUCGGGAAACCCAUCUUUAGUUUCCAGGGGAUGCAGCAUCAGAUUUCUCAUGUUGGCACUCAGCUGGAGGCGGCGAGGCUGCUGACAUACAACGCUGCGAGGCUGAGGGAGGCGGGGCGACCCUUCAUUAAAGAGGCCUGCAUGGCCAAGUACUUCUCCUCAGAGGUUGCCACGUUAACCACGUCUAAGUGCAUCGAGUGGAUGGGAGGCGUCGGAUUCACCAAGGACUAUCCUAUAGAGAAAUACUACAGAGACUGUAAAGUAGGUACCAUCUAUGAGGGAACGACCAACAUUCAGCUGAGCACUAUAGCAAAAUACAUCGGGCAGGAGUAUGAUUACUGAACACACACACGCACACACACACACUCUCACACACACGCACAACCACCGCACAUCAAAAUGCCCAUGAACGAGGUAUCAGUUUCAUCACCCUGGGAUUUAAUCACGUUUCAGUGACGACAAAUAAAACAGAGGAGAAAAAGUUACAGUCAUCGUUUUUGUCCAAUUUGCAGCUUAUUGGAAUUGAACAGAACUUUAACACUAAAUAAAAUAAAGACUGUGUUUGUUUAUGAGUUUUA